Messenger RNA from Brachypodium distachyon (stiff brome), 4085 nucleotides. Its product is annotated as ubiquitin carboxyl-terminal hydrolase 19. The record is from RefSeq and is a predicted model, not a curated record. The transcript has 11 exons. Gene Ontology annotation, molecular function: cysteine-type deubiquitinase activity; cysteine-type endopeptidase activity. Lineage: Eukaryota; Viridiplantae; Streptophyta; Magnoliopsida; Poales; Poaceae. Bases 457 to 3603 code for a protein of 1048 amino acids. Gene Ontology annotation, cellular component: nucleus; cytosol. Gene Ontology annotation, biological process: protein deubiquitination.
CUCCCCUUUCUAAAAGGAGAGAGUGAUCUUGCCCAGCAACAACCAGCAGCGAGAAGACCUGCGGCAUCCUUGCAUGGACGCAUAAGCGGAGGAGAAGAGGAAGAGCAGAAGCGAGACGCGACGGCCUUUCUCAAUUCUCACUUCCGGACUUCCUUCCGCCGGCGCCCCCAAUCCACCAUUUGCGCGACCCGGGGUUGACUCGGCUCGCCAAGUCGCUAGUCUCGCUGCCGCCGGGGCCCCACACGCCAGCGGCCGGCAGCUGAGCAGAGCGCUCUCUCCUCCCCUUCCGGCUCCGGCUGUGAGUGUGCGGUGCGACCCGGGUCGGUCGGUCGGACUCGGGUCGGGUUCGGGUCCGGGUUCGGCGCGGAUGGUCGGUGGCGGCGGUGGCUCGGCUGCGCGCAACCCUAACCCGCUGCUGCUCCCGCUGCGAACCCUAGCCGGGGGGUGGUAUAUUAGAUGCCGGGGGGUGUCGGCGGCGGCGAGGGUUCGGGCGGGGGCAUCGAUUUCGCGGCGUUGAUCCAGGCGGCGGUCGUCGGGUUCGUGCUCUUCACAGCCGCCGUCGCCGCCGUGCGCCGGGCCGCGUCGCGCUACUUCGUCGUCGACGCCGCGGGGUUCGCUUCCGCGUACGACGAUCACCACAGCAGCAGCGGCGCGCUCGCGUACCCGAUGCCGCCCCAGGAGAACCACCACCACCAGCAGCAGCAGCAGCCCAUGGCGCAGGGGCAGGGCCAGGCGGCCGCUGGCGGCGGCGGCGGGGAGACGGCGCCCUGCGCCGAGUGCGGCCGCGCCAGCAUCAAGAGGUGCUCCGGGUGCAAGCGUAUGCGGUACUGUUCUGGAGAAUGCCAGUCGAAGCAUUGGCAAUCUGAUCACAAAUUCAAGUGCAAACAAAUGAAACUAGAUUCUGUUGACAAGUUACCCUGUGGAGGUGAGGCAAGCAGUAAGAAGUCGUCUGUCUUUGGUCGUAUCUCGUUAGUGCCUGGCCACCGAAAGUUAAACAAGGUUAUCUUUCCUUAUGAUGAGUUUUUAAAGCUGUACAAUUGGAGGGACCAUGAUUUUUUACCUUGUGGGCUUGUGAAUUGUGGCAACAGUUGCUUUGCCAAUGUGGUUUUGCAAUGUCUUUCAUGCACAAGGCCACUUGUGGCAUAUCUGUUAUGGAAGGACCAUGCAAGGGAAUGUUCUAGAAGACACGAAGAUUGGUGUUUCUUAUGUGAGCUGCAAUCUCAUAUUCAAAAAGCGACUGAUAGUUUACACCCAUUUGCUCCCAUGAAGAUUCUUUCUCAUUUACCAAAUAUUGGUGGCAACCUUGGCUUUGGUAAACAGGAGGAUGCUCAUGAAUUCAUGAGGUUCGCAAUAGAUAAGAUGCAGUCCGCUUGCCUUGAUGAAUUUGGAGGUGAGAAGGUUGUAGAUCUUAGCAUCCAGGAGACAACUAUUAUUCAGCACAUAUUUGGCGGUCGUCUGAGAUCUCAGGUUCAGUGUACUGCCUGUGGAAUGGUCUCAAACCGCUAUGAGAAUAUGAUGGACUUGACAGUUGAGAUUCAUGGUGACGCUGAAUCCUUGGAAGAAUGCUUAAAUCAGUUCACUGCUGUAGAGUGGCUUGAUGGGGACAAUAAAUACAGAUGUGAUGGAUGCAGCGACUAUGUGAAAGCACAGAAGCAUCUUACAGUUCAUCAAGCUCCAAAUAUACUCACUAUUACUCUCAAAAGAUUCCAGGUUAGGAGUGGUAGAUAUGGAAAAUUGAACAAGAGAGUUACAUUCCCUACGAAGUUAGAUCUAACUCGAUACAUGAGUACCACUGAUGGAAGUGACCAGUAUGAUCUCUAUGCUGUCGUUGUUCAUCUAGAUAUGAUGAAUGCUUCAUACUUUGGGCAUUAUAUAUGCUACAUAAAAGAUUUUCGAGGACGUUGGCGUAAAGUUGAUGACUGCAAGGUGAUGAUUGUUGACGAGGAGGAAGUACAUGCCCAAGGUGCUUAUAUGCUUCUAUAUAGCAGGAGAACAGCUCGUCCUGGACCACUUCUUACCGUCAAAGAACCCAUUAAACAGGAGAAACAAUGUGGAGUGCCUCCUUCAGAUGGGCAAAAUCAUUUGUUACCAAUGGAUGUUACAUUAAAAUGUGAAUCACUUUUGAAACCUUUGGAAGAUCUACGAGAAGAUUCUGAAUCCACCAAUGAAUCUUUGCAUAAAAUGAGCAUCGACCAGGAGUCAGACAUGGAUUUGCAUAUAAACAUCGAGAGAGAUAAAUUCAUUACCAAUCAAAGUCUACAUUUGCCAGUUUCAUCGGCAUCACAUGUCCUGGAAGAAGCUACUAGAGGCCCAGGUUCUCUGUUGGAAGACAAUGCUACAAUGAGACCUGACCAAUUUGGCAACUCCGCAUGUGAAUCAUCUUCAGUUCAUUCCUCUGAAGAGGAAAGUAAAGAACCUGCUCCAGAAGCUGACUAUAUGGAUAUCGAUUUUGAAGCUGGAGCAGAAGUUGAAAGACGGAAUGUGCAAGAACAAUCUGUCACAGUGUCAAGUGAUUCAGCUGGAGUGAUAGGCAACAAAACAUUAGUCCCGACCUUUGAAAAUGGGACGGCCAGAAAACCAAAACCUCUAUUUUCUCCUGGUUUCCUUGACAAGCCCUCAAGAAAGAAGUCUUCCUUUCUGGGAAAAAUUCAAAAUGGUGGCAGCAUAGCUGUUGCUUCCCAAACAACAAAUGGUCAUUGGAACGAACGCCUCAGCAGACCAGAGCAAGGACAUAUUGCCAACUCCGGUGGUCAACUUACAUCCUCUGCAACUGGAAGUGUACAUUGUAAUGGAGAUAUGUUUGCAACUGCUAGCAAUGGAGUUCUUUUCAAUGGCGAUACACGAUCUGGCAAUCACUCCUUGCAUGCAGCGAAGAGAGAUGCACCUUCUGUUAAUGGUUUUAAUCCAAGGCCUCACCGAUCACCAUCAAGCAGCAACCCAAAUCGGAAUAAUACAAGCAACAGUGAACCAUUCUUACAACGAGGCUUCCUUGAAAGGCCUUGUUCUAGAGAGAAAUCAGUCAAAGGAGAUGAUGGUUUGUCCUGUAGUAAUGCCACAUCAUCAUCCUCUGCAAAUGGCAACAACAUAUCAAAUAGUAAUAUUUCAUCUGGAAGCAGCAAAGGUGGCAUUGGCAUGUCUCCUGGUUUGCUUACAAAGCGUUGCAGGGAGUCCGCAGCCAUGGGCUCCACUGCAAGCUUUAUGCAUGAUCCGCUAACCGGCAACAUCUCCAAGGAGCAAGAUCUUGUUGGCGACGCAGCACUGCCAGACCAGGUACAAGAAAAUGGCAUUGAUGUAAGUGUUCAUGGUGAUGAGAACGGAUAUGCAGCUCUUGGCACCAAUAAUGCGAGCUACGGAGAAGAAAUUUGCUGUAGUGGCACCAAGAAUGCGAGCUAUGGAGAAGAAAGUUGCUGUAACGGAGCUGUUGAUAUGCAUAGCAGCAGUUGCCAAAGGGAUGAUGCACCUGCCUUGUUAGUCGCUGAGAAUGGCGUGGCAUCUGAAAAUGCUGACCACCUCAAGUCCAUAUCUCCCACACUCGGACAUGACGGUUUACGACGAAGAUUAACCUCCAAAUACUUUGAACAGAAUAGCGUUGAUGCCCAAUGAAAGCGUGAGCUUUAAGCAUAGCUGGUGAGAACACAUGCAAAAUUGAUGAUAGUACUCAUGAAAGGAUGCACUCAUGUGGGGGCUGAAGGUACAAACUGAAGAGCUAUAGGCUAGGAAGUAGAAGAAUGUUGGCUCUCUUGUUGGUUACCUGCCAUGAUUGGAUUGAUUACUUUGCCAUUGCAAAAUUGAUGAUAGUAGUUUUGCCCCUCCCUUGUUCCCCCACGUCGCUCCCACUCGUCAGUGGGGUGGAGGGGUGUCUCUGGGCUUCCACACAAUUUGCAGAAGCUCAGAUGCUCCCCUGAUGCCAUGUCUCUUUUAUUGCCAUUAGUUACAUAGCAGAAUGUAGUCUUACUUUUUUUUCUUUCUCCUUUGCUGAUCCAAGCUUGAAUAAACACGAACUACUGCUGACUUGCUUUGUCAUGGAAGCUGAAUCAAUUGUAGAGUGGUUAGAGGAAAAAUUCAGUUGGCCUUCUCCGUCUUUA